Molecule: messenger RNA, 2613 nt
Organism: Linum tenue
Lineage: Eukaryota; Viridiplantae; Streptophyta; Magnoliopsida; Malpighiales; Linaceae
Source: the annotation of a GenBank genome assembly
AUAGAGGAGAAGUCGGGACCUAGCAAAACAAGUAAACUUGAAGUAUCUCAAAAGACUUGCGCAAUCGGUGGAGGGGAUUUUUAACCGGUUUUAAGACCGAAUUUAUAGCUGUAGCUUGCAAGUAACAUAACAUGAGCCCACGGAACCCACGUGGCUCAACGUCCAUUCCUUCUACUACCUACCAGCCUUCUCUUCCCGCUACCGUUCUCUGCUACCAUCAAAGCUUCAACCUUCCCCAAAUUAACAACAAGCCCAGCGGAAACCAGAGACGGAUUCCAAAAGCAGUUGUGGAAAUGGAGAUCAACAAGAAAGGGGUUAGUGAAAUUGGGGUCCAUGACAUUGUCAGGGCAGGCCUUUCCGUCGAGGAUGCUAGGAGAUUCCAUCACCUGCUAAAAAAUGCAAUCUUUUUGGCAAAUGGGUCGAGCUCUGAACCUGCUGACCCGACAGAAGUGUGGCGGAAGGUGGUGGGCGAGAGGGUUCUCCAGCCAUGUCACCCUCAUAAGCUCCACCAGCUGGUUUACUACUCUGUUUACUCCAAUUGGGAUUCCUCCGUUCGUGGACCUCCUCCUUACUGGUUUCCUUCUCAGGAUGAGUCAACCCGUACAAGCUUGGGACUUGCAAUGGAAACUCAUGGACCGAAGUUUUUAGGGGCUUCUUACAAGGACCCCCUUACAAGUUUUGACCUAUUCCAGAAGUUUAGUGUCAUAAACCCUGAGGCUUAUUGGGCAAUCGUUCUAGAAGAGCUUUCGGUGUCUUUUCAUGAAAAGCCAAAGUGCAUUCUUGACACUAGUGACAAAUCAAAACCUGGUGGAACAUGGCUGCCCGGUGCAGUUAUGAAUAUUGCUGAUUGCUGUUUGCAGCCUGGGAUUCGUCCCUUGAAAAAUGACGAUAGUGUAGCAAUUGUAUGGAGGGAUGAAAUUGAUUCCUCUGUGGUGAACAAAAUGACGUUGAAAGAGCUCCGACAACAAGUAAUGUUGGUUGCUAAUGCUCUAGACACAACAUUUGUGAAGGGGGACACUAUUGCCAUCGACAUGCCUAUGACAGUUCAUUCUGUUAUCAUCUAUUUGGCCAUUGUAUUUGCAGGUUACGUUGUGGUAUCAAUAGCCGACAGCUUUGCUCCGAAGGAAAUUGCAACUCGUUUGCGCAUCUCCAAUGCCAAGGGCAUCUUCACACAGGACUUCAUUCUCAGAGGAGGUCGGAAGGUUCCCUUGUACAGUCGGGUUAGUGAAGCUAGGCCUCAUAAAGCGAUUGUGUUGCCUGCGGUGGGUAAUGACGUAGGCAUUCAGUUGCAAAAGCAGGAUCUUUCAUGGAAAAAGUUUCUUUCCAGAGCCAACCACCUUGAAAGACCCAAUGUUUACUCUCCUGUUUAUCAACCAGCUGAUUCGAUGACGAACAUUCUGUUUUCAUCUGGGACUACAGGAGACCCUAAAGCAAUUGUAUGGACACACCUUUCACCAAUUCGAUGCAGCAGCGAUGCUUGGGCUCACGUUGAUAUUCGAGUUGGUGAUGUCUACUGCUGGCCUACAAAUUUGGGUUGGGUCAUGGGACCUAUUUUGCUCUAUUCUUGCUUCUUAACUGGUGCAACUCUUGCUCUCUUCCAUGGAUCUCCCCUUGGCCGCGACUUCGGGAAAUUUGUUCAGGAUGCUGGUGUUACUGUCUUAGGAACUGUUCCAAGCUUAGUGAAAACUUGGAAAAACUCCAACUGCAUGGAAGGGUUAGACUGGACACGAAUAAGGUCCUUUUGUUCCACGGGAGAAACUUCAAAUGUUGAUGACGAUCUUUGGCUCUCUUCGAAAUCAUACUACAAUCCCAUUAUCGAAUGCUGUGGAGGCACUGAACUUGCUUCAUCCUAUAUCCAAGGCAGUGUGCUACAGCCACAGGCUUUCGGAGCAUUUAGCACGGCGUCGAUGACAACAGGACUUGUUAUCCUUGAUGAGGAAGGGAUUCCAUAUCCAGGUGAUCAACCUUGCGUAGGUGAAGUGGGUUUGUACCCCGUGUACCUAGGUGCAUCUGAUCGACUGCUCAAUGCUGAUCAUGAUGAGGUAUACUUCAAGGGAAUGCCGAUUGUCAAGGGAAUGCAACUAAGGAGACAUGGAGACAUCCUGAAGAGGACUGUUGGAGGCUACUUCAUUGUGCAGGGCAGGGCAGACGACACCAUGAACCUUGGUGGGAUUAAGACGAGCUCGGUGGAGAUCGAGCGUGUGUGUGAUCGAGCUGACGAAGGCAUCCUGGAGACCGCUGCAGUGAGCGUGGCACCACCGGGAGGUGGCCCAGAAGUGUUGGUGAUCUUUGUGGUGCUGAAGAAUGGGUUUAAUGGGGAAAGUGACAAGUUGAGAGUGAAGCUCUCAAAAGCCAUCCAGACCAACCUCAACCCACUCUUCAAGGUUGGACAUGUUAAGAUCGUCGCAGAGUUUCCCCGGACUGCUUCGAACAAGUUGCUGAGGCGAGUUCUGAGGGAUCAAAUCAGGCGGGAACUGCAUGGACUAAGCAAGUUGUAGAUAGUUGCAGAAAAAAAAAUAAUACACAUGUUGUCACUUUCUUGGAUGUUUCAACUGAAUAAUACCGCGGUUAUAUAAUGAGAAUAAUGAAGAACAUCAUUUGAUUCCCUGUAGC